CUUUCUUCCUCCUCCCUCUCUCUCCCUUUUUUAUUUUUAAAGAAAAUAGAUGCCUGGCAGAAGGGGCCCAGCUGUGUCGGUCUCUGGCCAGCCAGUGAGCUCAGCAAGGCACAGCCGGUCCUCAGGACCCCCUUUCCGGGGAAGGCAGGGGCCGCUGGGCAAAUUUUGAGACUACUCAGUCACCACCAAGGGGCCUCAAGAGGGGCUUCCCAAGGCAAUAGCAGGCAUCUGGUGAGGAGGCGAAAGGGUUUUGCCUUGAUCCCAAACUCUCAGGACCGCACUUACACCUGAACUCCAGACCCCUGCAUGGUUGCUUCGGCUGUUUUUUCCUUUCAACUAGGCCACAUAGCCCCAGCCGGGCUCUUCUUCUGGGGUCCCUGUCCUGCUCUGCUAUUCCUCGUUCCUGGGCUAAGGAUGGAGGAGAGGUCAGGAAGAGAAUUCCAAACUUCUAGAGGGACCGAAGAAGUGAAAGCUUUCUCCUUCCAACACUCGUCUUAGCCCUACCAGCUCGGCCUGGGUGCUACGGAUGGGCCACCGCAGCCCUGUCAGGAAGCAGGCCAGGCUGAGCUCAAGGGGGGAAGCCUUUGCGAUAAUUGUUUUUCACACAUAUCUUUCACCCUCCCCCGCAUUUCCACGCCCAACUCGGAGACCUGUAAGGGAAGGGCAGCUCAAUCUCUGAUCAUCUUAUCUAGAGAUAAAAUAAUAAGGAUGAUGAUGAUGAUGACGACAGGGAGGACAGAGAGACGAACCCCACUGCCACGAAAGUGGAUAAAGGCUCAGUCGUGUCUCUCCUAUAAAAGGUUCAACCCUGCGGGUGAGCCUAGGCCGGGUUUCUUUCUAGCCCGGCGGUUUCAAGCAGUCAGCAGGGAGGCAGCGGAUGCCGCCAUGGCGGUCUGCGGCCCGUGCUCCCGCUGUUCGCCGGGAGGUGGCGCGCUCUGCUCAGAGGCCGCCGCCAACCUUCUCCCUGUUUCUCCCCCUUCUCCUUUUUUCCCCCUCUCGGAGGCUUGCAUUGAAUCGGCCCUAACGAUUCUCGGAUCGUCAUUAUUUGUAACCAUAGAGCAUGAAUUACCUCUUGAGGUCAUCAGCGAGAAUUUACGACUGGUCAACAAAAGCACGUGAUUCCCUAACGCCCCCCCAUCCCCCUUCUACCCCCCCCCAUAUUUGGCCGCAUACAUAGCAAAACGAAGUACAGUGCAUCGCUAUAAUUCAUUAAUACAUCAUAAAUCGUGAAGCACAGGGUUAUAACGACCACGAUCCACAAAUCAAGCCCUCCAAAAUCACCCAAAUGAGCUCGUACUUUGUAAACUCCUUCUCGGGGCGUUAUCCAAAUGGCCCGGACUAUCAGUUGCUAAAUUAUGGCAGUGGCAGCUCUCUGAGCGGCUCUUACAGGGAUCCCGCUGCCAUGCACACCGGCUCUUACGGCUACAAUUACAAUGGGAUGGACCUCAGCGUCAACCGCUCCUCGGCCUCCUCCAGCCACUUUGGGGCGGUGGGCGAGAGCUCGCGCGCCUUCCCUGCGCCCGCCCAGGAGCCCCGCUUCAGGCAAGCGGCGUCGAGCUGCUCCCUGUCCUCGCCCGAGUCCCUGCCCUGCACCAACGGCGACAGCCACGGCGCCAAGCCCUCUGCUUCGUCCCCCUCCGACCAGGCGACCCCGGCCAGCUCCAGCGCCAAUUUCACCGAAAUAGACGAGGCCAGCGCGUCCUCGGAGCCUGAGGAAGCGGCGAGCCAGCUAAGCAGCCCGAGCCUAGCUCGGGCGCAGCCAGAGCCUAUGGCCACCUCCACAGCCGCGCCCGAGGGACAGACUCCGCAGAUAUUCCCCUGGAUGAGGAAGCUUCACAUCAGCCAUGAUAUGACCGGGCCGGACGGGAAAAGGGCCCGGACCGCGUAUACCCGCUACCAGACCCUCGAGCUGGAGAAAGAGUUCCACUUCAACCGCUACCUGACACGGCGGCGGCGCAUCGAGAUCGCCCACGCGCUCUGCCUGUCGGAGCGCCAGAUCAAGAUCUGGUUCCAGAACCGGCGCAUGAAGUGGAAGAAAGACAACAAACUGAAAAGUAUGAGUCUGGCUACAGCCGGCAGCGCCUUCCAGCCUUGAGCCCGCCGGGAGGAGCCCCGGGCGGCCCAAGAGCCCCUGCCGCCCCCAGCCCUGGCCCCUCCAAGCCUCCCCGCGCUGCCGCCGCCCGAUGGGGACCGGUUCCCAUGAGCCUGCCUCGCCCGGGCCUUGUGUUACGAUUUUUCGUUUGGUCUUAGGUCUUCCUGUGGCUCCCUCUCUCCAGGACUGGUUUAUCUUGUUAUUAUUGUUAAUAAUAAUGAUAAUUAUUAUUUUCCCUCCAUGCUCCCCACUCCCCUGUGCUCACCCCAAUCCGCCAGUGUUUCUGAAUGUUCGUGUCUGUGGUUGCAUUCCUUUCCCCGGGGAAAAAAAGAAACUCGCAUGUUUAAUGUGAACUCUCCCCCUCCCCAUCUGUGUUCUUCUAACUUAUUUAUAAAAAGAUGGUCGCUGUAUUUUGAGUUUCAGCUUGAAACUUCUCUCAAAGGGGAAGCAGUUGAGGUAGGAUAGUGCCGCAGUGCCCCGGGCCCAGCUGAGCUGGCCUCCGGGUUGGAAUCGGUGACUGUGUCUCUUUCCACCUUCCUUUUCCUCCUCCCUCCUCUCUCCUGGGCCCAAGUCUCCCUUGGCUUGGUCCUGGGGUGGGAGGGGGCCAGGAAGGUCCAAAGGGGUGAUAUUGAGAAGAGGGAAGGUAAAUAGUGAAAUUUAAGUUCCUGCCGCCUGGGUAGGCCCCACAAGGCCUGGUCUGGGAGUGUCAGGAAACAAAAAUAAUCCUCAGUGUAAAAUGUCUUGUGUAUUUCUCUGUGAAUCCAAGGGCCUGGUGUCGAGGGCCCAAAGCUUGCAAAUAUGGGGAGGGUCUGGGUCAGACCCAUCCCCUCCUCCCUCCCCAUUUCGCAUUUCGCUUCCAAGACCGUUUGUAGUGAGCGAGUGGAAGCUGUGCUACGUGUGAAAUCUGUCUUUGCCGGGCCUGUCUCAGUGAUUCGCUUUUGGUAUUUGUUUGUAGCUUUCCUUGAAGUCAAAUAAAUGUUUCCCCUACUCCA
Messenger RNA from Phacochoerus africanus (Common warthog), 3084 nucleotides. It is a transcript of the gene HOXB5, whose product is annotated as homeobox B5. NCBI's taxonomy places the organism in Eukaryota, Metazoa, Chordata, Mammalia, Artiodactyla, Suidae. Gene Ontology annotation, biological process: anterior/posterior pattern specification; regulation of transcription by RNA polymerase II. The record is from RefSeq and is a predicted model, not a curated record. The transcript is spliced from 2 exons. The coding region runs from base 1286 to 2095 and encodes 269 amino acids. Gene Ontology annotation, molecular function: RNA polymerase II cis-regulatory region sequence-specific DNA binding; DNA-binding transcription factor activity, RNA polymerase II-specific. Gene Ontology annotation, cellular component: nucleus.